Cyphellophora attinorum is the source of this 1482-nucleotide messenger RNA. RefSeq lists its product as uncharacterized. Bases 1 to 1482 code for a protein of 493 amino acids. Gene Ontology annotation, cellular component: cytoplasmic side of plasma membrane; ESCRT III complex; multivesicular body. The record is from RefSeq and is a predicted model, not a curated record. NCBI's taxonomy places the organism in Eukaryota, Fungi, Ascomycota, Eurotiomycetes, Chaetothyriales, Cyphellophoraceae. The transcript has a single exon. Gene Ontology annotation, biological process: vesicle budding from membrane; late endosome to vacuole transport via multivesicular body sorting pathway.
AUGUCUCUCGUGCAGUAUCUGCUCCAGAAUGAGCCUUUUUUCCGAGAAUCGCGUCUUCCAUCUCUGUAUUCCGACCUGACAAACCUACGCAACACCAAUCCAGAAGGCUUCGCGGCCAACGCGCAAGCAUGGACAUCAGCCCUGCUACGACUAGCCGUAGCAGGCAACCUACCCACUGAACAGCGGUUCAUCCUCUCCACGUCAACUGACCUGCUCAACGCGCUUUCAUCGCCGACCUAUGGCAGACCCGUCGGCCUCGGUGCCGUUCUGGAUGAAGCUGUUCGCGAGAAGCAGAUGAUAGACUUGGUAGAAUUCACGAAGUCCGAGAAAAGCAUAUACGCAAAGUCAUGGAUACCUAGUCCCUGGUCGAUAUUGAGCUGGAGUCUGCGCACGGCAGGGCUGCUUGGGAACACCACGUAUGACAAGCGUGGGGAUCUGAGGCCUGGCAAUCUGGUACUGCUACCAGUACUGGAAGAUAUUAACAAGAAAGUCACAGCCUGGCAGCAACGACAGAACUUGAACUCUCUGGUCGACCGGAUAUUCACUCGAGAUGCUUUUACAACCGAGAUGGCCAAGCUGCUGUCGUCCUCAAACGCGUCUGGCUCUCUGUCGGCAAAGGAUCUUGAAGUGCUACUGCUGUACCUCUGGCGCGACCAGGGUCUUCUUAGCUACAACUCGACAACAGUCAAACUCAAGCCUGCCGGUUCGCCCUCACGACCUGAGCCCGUCUCACAAGAAGACAACGCAAUUGCCAACCUCAAGUCGCUCAUCUCAUCUAUGACUGUACAGAUUCAGAACUUGGAAGGCACCAUAUCCACCCAGAACCUGCGCGCGAAGUCCGCCGUCACGCAGAACAAUAAGACGAUAGCCCUCGCAGCCCUUCGCUCCAGGAAAGCAGCCGAGCGCACACUCGAGCAACGUACCGCAACCCUUCGCCAACUGGAAGAAGUAUAUACUCAGAUCGAGAACGCAGCCAGCCAGGCCGACAUCGUCAAUACGCUACAGCAAUCCACCUCAGCACUGAAGUCCCUCAAUUCCAAAGUCGGCAGCAUAGACAGCGUAGACGCUGUAUUAGACGAGCUACGGGAAGAGAUGCAGAAAACAGGCGAGGUGCAAGACGUGCUCGCGGAGCCGCUCGCAUCUGGCCAGGAAGCCGAGGCGAAUGAGCUUGAGGUUGACGAAGAGUUGGAGGCAUUGGAGAAGGAGGAGUGGGAAAAGCUGGAGGAGAAGCAGGCAAAGGAAACCGCAGCACGACUGAAGGAACUCGAGGGAGUGGGCAAGGAGCACCAAGCACAACAGCAACAUGUGCAACAACAUGCGCAGCAACAUUCUCAGCAGCAUGCGCAAGCACUGAAAGAGAACGAAACCAACGAUUUCGAAGCGCAACUUUCGAAGAGUGUAGAGAAGAUGAACACCCUGUCAUUGACUACGCUGAAGUCUGCAGACCAUGAGAAGCGACCACAGGCACAAGAGGCGACCUGA